AUGUCUGUCUCGAGAUGUUUCAGAUGCGCUGCUGAUGCUGUGCAACCAGUCACGAAACUCAAUCUACAGACAAGACCACUUCUACAAACCAGAUUCUAUGCAAGCUUACCAGACGAACCAAAACACCACGGUCAUGCCCCUAUCGGCUCCGAGCUCAAGACUGUCGGCAAAAAAGAAACAGCGAAUCCAGAAUCUCUAGAACAAAUACGGCACCGAUCAAGACGACCAUCACCUCCCAUCGCACCCCAACAAAAUGGUGAACUAUCAUCAAUAGACGAAGCCGACCUCGGUGACGAUGGGCCCGAAAAACCAAUACCACCAAACGUGGCAGCCGCAUAUAGAACACCUUACAAACACAUUGCCGAACAUGGUGUGCCAGUAGCACAACUCCAGCUUCGCUCCUACUCUGUGCGCAACCUCGAAUUCUUUGCCGAUUUCGUAAUGCGGGUUGCAUAUUAUCUCAAGCUACCCGCGACCGGACCAGCGCCGUUACCGAAAAGGAUAGAGCGAUGGACAAUGCCGCGGUCAAAUUUCGUGCACAAAAAGAGCCAGGAGAACUUUGAAAGGAUAACACUGAAGAGACUGAUUACUGUCUACGACGGUCAUCCAGAUGUUGUUGAGAUAUGGCUCGCCUGUUUGAGGAAGUGGCAGUUUUAUGGCGUAGGUAUGAAGGCUAAUGUCUGGGCCUUCGAGGGAGUCGAUGUUGCAUCGAACAUGGACAGACAGCUUGAGGAAGUACAGAAGGAUCUGGAUGCCAAGUUGGCCAAUUUUGGUUGGAGACAAUAUGCUGCUGGUAAACAAUCAGUCGAGGAGAUGUUGCGAAGGCAAGGCGCAAGAAUUCCUGGUGCGACCAUGUCGUUGGUCCGAGACAAAAUCGCAGGUGUGAAGAACGUUGAUCUGUUCAAGCAUGUGACGGACGACAUGCAGAGGAGGAAGAUAUAA
Messenger RNA from Lithohypha guttulata, 942 nucleotides. RefSeq names its product mitochondrial 37S ribosomal protein rsm10 (gene RSM10). Gene Ontology annotation, cellular component: mitochondrion; ribosome; small ribosomal subunit. Gene Ontology annotation, biological process: translation. The transcript is spliced from 3 exons. Lineage: Eukaryota; Fungi; Ascomycota; Eurotiomycetes; Chaetothyriales; Trichomeriaceae. Bases 1 to 942 code for a protein of 313 amino acids. Gene Ontology annotation, molecular function: structural constituent of ribosome. The record is from RefSeq and is a predicted model, not a curated record.